Molecule: messenger RNA, 957 nt
Organism: Filobasidium floriforme
Lineage: Eukaryota; Fungi; Basidiomycota; Tremellomycetes; Filobasidiales; Filobasidiaceae
Product: guanine-N(7)-methyltransferase domain-containing protein
Exons: 6
Coding region: 1-957 (318 amino acids)
Biological process (GO): 7-methylguanosine mRNA capping
Cellular component (GO): nucleus
Molecular function (GO): mRNA 5'-cap (guanine-N7-)-methyltransferase activity
Source: RefSeq, a predicted model, not a curated record
AUGAAACUGUGUACUGAAAAUCAAUUUGCCCAUUUAUCAGACAACGCUCGAGGUAAUACGGGGCGAGCUGCACGGACACAAUCAGCUACAUACGGACUCAAAACGUGCAACAACUGGAUCAAAUCUGUGCUAAUCGCCAGAUUUACGCGAAGAAGACCAGGUGUUAGCGAUUUUGAUCCUGAAGAUCGCAGCUUGCGGCCUAACGGACGGGUGCUCGAUAUGGGCUGCGGGAAGGGAGGUGAUAUUGACAAAUGGAACAGGGCAAAGAUCGAAGAAUACGUUGGGAUCGACGUCGCGUCAGGGUCAAUCCAAGACUUCAAUGAGCGUAUACAAAGUUCCAGAAGGCGGUUGAACUUCCGGCCGCAUCUCUAUGUACUAGAUUGUUUCUCAUUUCCGAUUUCCGUGGCAGUACCUCGUGCUCUGCUGGAACCCAAGUUCGAUACCAUCAGCAUGCAGUUCUGCAUGCACUAUGCUUUCGAAUCCGAGAAGAAGGUCCGUCAAAUGCUGGAAAACAUCUCGAAUUCGCUCAGAAUAGGCGGGACAUUCUUGGGUACUACCCUGUCUGCGUCCAGACUUCUAGACCUCUUGUCACAUAUUCCCGAAGAGAGUGAAGAACUCAGCAUCGGAAACCCCUACUACAACAUCGUUUUUGACAAGCGAGAUUACGAAGGCACAUAUGGGCAUUCUUAUCGUUUCACCUUGGUUGAAGCGGUUGAGGAUUGCGCCGAAUUUAUCGUUCAUUGGGAAGCAUUCCGAGAACUUGCGCUAUCCUACGGGUUGAAAGAGGUCUAUCGAAAAGACUUUGAUGAGGUCUUCGCAGAGGAGCAGACUAAGCCCGAGUCUGUCAAGCUCGCUGAGCGCAUGGGGGUGACAACGAACGGACAUCUCAACAUGGACGCUGAGCAGUGGUCUGCAUGCUCGAUCUACAUGGCAUUCGCCUUCAUGAAGGUGAAAUAG